Messenger RNA from Linderina pennispora, 2179 nucleotides. RefSeq names its product hsp60-like protein. The record is from RefSeq and is a predicted model, not a curated record. Lineage: Eukaryota; Fungi; Kickxellomycota; Kickxellomycetes; Kickxellales; Kickxellaceae. Gene Ontology annotation, biological process: protein refolding; apoptotic mitochondrial changes; mitochondrial unfolded protein response. The coding region runs from base 312 to 2042 and encodes 576 amino acids. Gene Ontology annotation, molecular function: ATP-dependent protein folding chaperone; protein-folding chaperone binding; ATP binding. Gene Ontology annotation, cellular component: mitochondrial inner membrane; mitochondrial matrix. The transcript is spliced from 2 exons.
GCGGGGUUCUGGCAAAUUCCCCAGCCGGCUCGCUGAUCUCGGAGCAGGGGCCACCCGGGCCAGAUUGGCGACGAUUACGAUAAUGAUCCGGCUCGGACCAGGGCGUGCCUCCCAAUGAGAAAAGCCAGUCUCACGCCCAUCCCCGCGUGCAAGACCGCAAUCGCUCGAGCCCCUCCGAGCCAGCGUUUAUCUCCCGGCGGCCCUCCGUCCUCUCCCAUCGCAUCCUCGUUUGCUUUUUCUUCUCCAAAACACUUUCCUGUACACCUAUUCCCCUACCCUGUUCUCUGGCUAACUUUAAACCACUUGCAAAAAUGUCGACUCUCUCCAAGAUCGCUCCCCGUGCCGCAAAGGCCUCCAAGACGGCCAAGACUGCUGUCCGCAACUACUCUGGCCACAAGGAGAUUCUGUUCGGUAUUGAGGGCCGCAACAAGCUGCUUGUCGGUGUCGAGACGCUGGCCAAGGCUGUCGCUGUCACUCUCGGCCCCAAGGGCCGCAACGUGCUGAUCGAGCAGCCGUUCGGCGCUCCCAAGAUCACCAAGGACGGUGUCACUGUCGCCAAGAGCAUCACGCUCGAGGACAAGUUUGAGAACCUGGGUGCUCGUCUGGUCCAGGACGUCGCUAACAAGGCUAACGAGGAGGCUGGUGACGGCACCACCACCGCCACUGUCCUUGCCCGCGGCAUUUUCAGCGAGGGUGUGAAGAACGUUGCUGCUGGCUGCAACCCGCAGGAUCUGCGUCGCGGCGUGCAGCUGGCGGUCGAGAAGGUCGUCGAGUUCCUGAAGAGCCACUCGAAGCCGAUCACGACCACCCAGGAGAUUGCCCAGGUGGCCACGAUCUCGGCCAACGGCGACCACCACAUCGGCGAGCUGAUCUCGCGCGCCAUGGAGAAGGUGGGCAAGGAGGGCGCCAUCACGGUGAAGGAGGGCAAGACGAUCGCGGACGAGCUUGAGAUCACCGAGGGCAUGCGGUUCGACCGCGGCUACAUCUCGCCGUACUUCAUCACCGACACCAAGACGCAGAAGGUCGAGUUCGAGAACCCGAUCAUCCUGCUGUCGGAGAAGAAGAUCUCGCUGGUGCAGGACAUCCUGCCGGCCCUCGAGACCGCCGCCAAGCAGCGCCGCCCGCUGCUGAUCAUCGCCGAGGACGUCGAUGGUGAGGCCCUGGCCGCCUGCAUCCUCAACAAGCUCCGCGGCCAGCUGCAGGUGUGCGCUGUCAAGGCGCCGGGCUUCGGUGACAACCGCAAGUCGAUCCUGGGCGACCUGGCCAUCCUGACCGACGGUUCGGUGUUCUCGGAGGAGCUCGACAUCAAGCUGGAGAACGCCAGCUCCGAGAUGUUUGGCGCCACCGGUGCUGUCACGGUGACCAAGGAGGACACGUUCAUUCUUAACGGCGCCGGCGACAAGGAGCGCAUCAACCAGCGCUGCGAGCAGAUCCGCUCGGCCAUGAACGAUGCCAGCGUCUCCGAGUACGAGAAGGAGAAGCUGCAGGAGCGCCUGGCCAAGCUGUCGGGUGGUGUGGCUGUGAUCCGUGUUGGCGGUGCCUCGGAGGUCGAGGUCGGCGAGAAGAAGGACCGCUUCGUCGAUGCCCUGAACGCCACGCGCGCAGCCGUCGAGGAGGGUAUCCUGCCGGGUGGCGGCACUGCGCUGCUCAAGGCGUCGCUCGAGCUCGACUCGCUCAAGGCCGACAACUUUGACCAGAACCUUGGCAUCAACAUUGUGCGCGAGGCCAUCCGCCGCCCUGCCCGCACCAUCGCCGAUAACGCCGGCCUCGAGGGUGCCGUCAUCGUUGGCAAGAUCCUUGAGCACGACGUGGCCGAGUUCAACUACGGCUUCGAUGCUGCCAAGGGCGAGUACACUGACAUGAUCAAGAGCGGCAUUCUGGAUCCGCUCAAGGUCGUCCGCACUGCCCUGCUUGACGCCUCGGGUGUGUCGUCGCUGCUGACCACCUCCGAGUGCAUGAUCGUCGAUGCUCCUCAGCCUCCUGCUGCUGCUCCUCCGAUGGGCGGCAUGGGCGGCAUGGGCGGCAUGGGUGGCAUGAUGUAAAAGGGGACACUAGUCUAGCAUCUUGCUAUCUCUCUUGCACGCGCUGAAUCCUCCCAAAAAGUUUCUGGUUUCUGUCUACACGUUUUCUUCGAAUAUAAAUUCUCGCUCCAAACCAGCACCAAAGAAUGGCCAGAUGA